AUGACCACGCAAGCACAUUACACCCCGAGAGGCGUCCCGGCAGACGGUCAAUCGAUAGAGGAUCUCGUUUCGCAGGAGAGACAAACCAUCACCGACAUGCUUCUUCCCGACGCUCCACCCAGGUCGGUCACCAAUGGACUGGCGAAUGCAGACCAUCUGAAUCCUCCAGACCUCGAUGUCCUUGCAUCAGCCCUGGGUGCUCCUGCUCGUCAAGUUCUUAACCGGGCCCAAGAACUUGGUCCUCGCACAGGAUGGCGUGAUGGUUACUUGACCAGCACACAUGGCUUCUGCCCCCCGGAUCCUUCAGCAGCACCCGCCGCGCUUGCUAUGUCACCUGGGAGAAUAUGGUCCGACCUCUGUGAGCGAAUGCCAGCGGUUGUUGCACGUGGCAAAAUGCGUGAAUCGAUCUUGGCCUUACCACUCGUCUACGGCACGGAAGAUGUCAUCCCUGAUCAGGCUUUGUGGGCUGCCGUUGUCUGCCUAGGUAUUCUUGCGAGCGUUUACCGAUACGAAGAACGCAACGACGGGCACGAAGGCAUCAGCGUGACCGCCCCACCUGGGACUUUCAGAAACUUGUCUGGUGAGGCAGAUGAUGAAGAAGAGGAGACGAAGGGAAUCCCGCGAAAUAUCGCCAUCCCGUUGCGACAAAUCUGCACGAGGAUGGGUAGAGUACUGCCUCACUUGACCCAGUAUGACGUAUCGGUCUACAACUACAAACUCCGAGAUCCAACCAGCAUCAAUCCAUACGUGGCCAGAUGUGAGAACAUGGAUCUGCGAUGGCCAGUCUUCAACGACCGAGGCGAGGCCAUGUUUCUCCUUUGCAUGGCAGAGACGCAUGGUUGCUUCACACAGGGCGUCGAGUUGAUCACAAGAUGCCAAGAAAGGGUCAUGCUGAGGGAUAAAGAGGGCUUACUUCGAGAACUCAUCAAAUUGAAAGCUAUCGUUGACAGGUUCGUCCAUGUCUUUCAGAAAAUCAGCGUCAACCCGAAUUCAGGCGAGAACUUUGCGAACCCAGUCGAGUGGGGUCAAAGAUACGCAAAAUUCAGUGCUCCUCUUUCAAAACGGGUGCCCGCGCUGUCGGGCCUGGCUCUUCCAGUCUUUCUGCUGAUGGACGCAUUCAUCGGGCGGAGGAAAUAUGACAGCUUCCUCGGGAGAGAAGCCCUCCACCUCCGAGCUUGGCUCCCAAUGAAUAUCCGAGCUUUCAUUGCCGCCAUCGAGUACCACUAUCAAGUUCCUGCGUUCGUCAAAGAGUCUGGUGACCCACGUUUGAUGGGGGUGAUGGAAGGCAUCUUAGAGGCCUAUCUGUCGGAACGAGGCUGGUUCGGCACCCAUCGUUACAAGGUCUACGGCUUCCUGGAAGUCGUUGCAAAGACGGGACGAAGCGAGACAAAUGGCAAUGCCGGCUCAGCAGACGACGCCGGGAGACCAUGGGAAGAAGUUCAUAAAACACUUUCUGAAUCCAUGCGGGAGCGCCUGGAACCGUUCAGGGGCAAAGUCACACUACAGCCGCACGAGCUCCGUGGAUCUUUCGAAGAAUGCAGGUUCAAAGCCAGGAUUUUAUCUCGCUCCUUCGUCGACACCGAUUCGUCUCGAUCGACUGCCAUGGUGACUUUCGGUCUAGAGGGUACUGGCAUGACCUUCCAACCUGGAGAUCGACUUGCCAUUAUGCCUCUCAACAGCUGGACGGAAGUCGGGAAGGUGACCGCCGCACUGGGACUUGACAACCUUCUUCAAGCCAAAGUGCCCGUUUCGCAAUCGCCUGAUUGGAGCCGCUUUGCUAAGCACCUCAGAACUCUGAACGGGACGGGCGAGGACAACUGGCUGACGGUGCGGGACAUUCUUCGACGCGGCCACCUGGCGCCCUUGACGAAGGACCUGGUCAUGGCUUUCCACAUGGCUUUGCGAGCCUCCUCUUCGACAGUGGUCAAAGUUCUGGGCUCUGAAAUGUGGCCUGUCCAGGGCACCGUGGGAGAUUUGCUGCAGCUUGCCGUCGCAGAAGUCUCUCCAGCGAUCUGGGAUAGAGCGUUCGACCUGGCUGAUCUCUCGUGGCUUCCGAAGCUGAUACCGAUCGAAGUCCCACGAACGUACAGCAUCUCGAAUUACUCCAACGAACUGCUUCCCAGCAUACUUGACCUGACUGUUGCCCGCAAUGAGUAUCAGCUGGCGCCGGUCCUGCAGUCUGCAUCAACGACCAACCAGCGGUAUGGGGUCAGUAGCGGCUGCCUCAACCCGGAUCCGUCGCACUCUGAAGAGAUGCUUGACGACGAGGAAUACCUUAUUGGCAUUUCAAGGCCGCUCAAUUUCCAGCUUCCGGCCACCAUUACCGGUCCUGUCGCGAUGUUUGCUGGCGGCUCCGGUAUUGCACCCUUCAGAGGCUUUUGGCAAGCGAGAGCGCAGACCAGUGUCGGAAGAAAUAUCCUGUUCCUGGGAGUGCAGUCAAGGGAGCGGUUUUCAUACGAACACGAGCUCAGAGACUAUGUCCGAAGCGGCCAGAUCGAACUACACACUGCCUUCUCCCGAGACAAGAACGGCCUGGUCUUUGAUCCCAUGUCUCGCGAGCUGGUCGAAAAGCAGAUGCCUCCUCGGUAUCUUGAUGCUGCUAUCGUCGAGCAAGGUCGCACGGUGUGUGACUUGGUCAUCUCGAAGAGCCAGGGUGGUCUCGGCGGACACUUAUAUGUCUGUGGCUCCUUGGCAGUGUACGAGACGAUCAUGUCUGGCAUCCGGCAAGCCAUCUACCAGAACUGGACAUCUACGAAGGAGUCGGCAGACAGCCUACUGGCAAGAGCUUUUGCAGAACGACGCUUCAUGCUGGACAUCUUCAUGUCACCACGGCCAGUCAGCUAUGCCACUCCCCGGAUACCCCUGUCGAAGCUGGCGUUGAACACCGGCCAUCGCAAGGGUUCACGGAUGUAUAUCGGCGUCCACGGCGGAGUGUACGAUAUUACUGACUUUUUGCCCAUUCAUCCCGGCGGCACUCUGAUUGCUCAGGCCAGCGCCGGCCUGGAUGCCUCGAAGACAUUCGAUGACGUGGCGCACACGACGAACCCGGAAGUGAUGAGCUUGUUGUCAAAGUACUUUAUUGGCCAUCUCGCAACAAAGCCCGACUUCCGAUCGACUGAACUCAGCAGCAUCUACGACCUCUGGUACCAGUACCUCCGAAACUGCGUGGAAGCCUUGACCACCUUGCAUUUCGAGGUCGACUACAUCCAACGAGAUGCCCGGACUUGGUUCCAGGGCGACCUGUUCAACAUGGGCGGGGUUCGAAAAUUCUACCAGUUCCAGUCUCGGUUGAUGCAGAACGGAUUCUCGACGCUAUUUGGCGCAAAGCUGCAAGAGCUCCAUUUGAAGCUGACUUUUGCCCUGGUGAAUUCAGGCACCCCAGGCACUCGGGUGCCAGAUGUCAUCGGCACCAUUACAAGGGCUCAAGCCUCGGCGGCGUCUGCAGCAGCGGCCAACGAGAUUGCACAGAUCGGCUCGUUCGUGUGUAACAACCAACAGGCUCAGUUUCAAGAGAACGGUAUCCUGCGAUAUGCCCGCGCUGUGACCGAGCUGGACGUUCAGUUUUUGGAAGAAAUCCGUGAGGAUGUCUGUCUUGGGAUGGACGCGUUCGAAGUUAUCGACUCGAUGAACUCGGCCACCGACAAGCAAAGACUCGUCAGUCUCAGCACGUACUUGCUCUCCGUCCUGGAACGAGUGGCCGAACGGCUUGAUACGUUCUUCUCCCGACUCUCCAGAGAAUCCAUCUACCGCCCGGAGCUCGAGAAGAACCCGGCGCGGACUCGGUGGAACUUGCUGCGGCGCAAAAUUCGGGAUGGAUCAUUCUUCAUCCUGGCACAGGGCACAGCGUUCACGGCGUCGAGCCAAACCAGGAAGCCGUUCCGUUCGACACGAUACGCCGAUCAAGACAUUUUAUUCGCCCAAGUCGUUUCUCAAGCCCAGCAAGCAGUGGAUGUCAGCCAAUCCAGACCGGAAUACUCGAGUUCCAGCAGCGUCAGUGCAGACCAAGGGCGUCCAAUGCGCCUGGCCGACUCGCAUACCGCACGGGCAGCAUCGAGUGCCAAGGCCCCGUCCUCGUUCGAAGCCCAUCAAUCACGAAAUGCCCUUCAAUCCAUCUCCGGCUUCAUGAACUUCAACAAACAGUCGAUCAAGCGAUUGAGCCAGCUACCCUCGGAUCUGAGUUUCGCUCACAUCAUGGCCGCCUACGGCACCACAAACAACAAGAAACUGCCCUCUAUUCCGCCAGUGAUGGAGGUGUCUGAAGCUCACCGUGAAGCAGCGUUACGGCAAAAUCAACGAACGAACCCCCAGCCGUCUCACGGAGUGCGCGACCCGCUCCCCUCGGCCUCUCCCGAACGCUCCAUGGCCCGGAGACGAGGCGACUCGUCGGGAGAAAACAUGCAGCGGCUCGUGCGCAGGCCCACCAACGGCUCCAUCUCGAGUGCCACAGGACUUCCACAUAACCCGGCACCAAGCGCGCAAAGCCAUGCGUCCUUCAUUGGUAGACCAUUAGCACCACCUCAGUCGCGAAGUGCCACUCCAGCUUCUACCGCUGACCCUCCCUUGCCACUACGCCUCGCCAGUAGAAGUCGGUCCCGGUCCCAUUCCCGGAACAGACUAGAAGACAACAUGAACGGCCUGAUGCACCGCACCCCGAUUCCCAUGGGCAUGACGGAAGAAGAAUCCGGCGUCCCCGGUCCGGCAGUCCCGGCCGUGCAACCGCAACUCACCCGCCGCAAAAUGUCCUCCGCAUCAGCCUCGCAAUACAAAACGAUGGGAGACGCGGAAUCCUUGCGCAACAGUCCUUUGGCGCGAAACCCGCCCAUGUCGGGCAUGCAGGGCGUGCAAGCGCCCGCACCAGGCGUAUUGCCUCUUGAUCCCGCUCAAACGGCUUCUCAGAUUAUCAAUGACCGACUGCUGGCGCAAAUGCAGCAGCAGAACGAUAAGCUCAUGCAAGCCCAGCCUCAGAGUCAGGCCAUGAAAACCGGGGCGUCUGUCGGGGGUGAUCCUACGCUAGGUGGCAGUGGUGGUCUGCGGACGUUGAAGUUGGCGCCGGCGCCGACGCUGAAUUCGCCGUUGAGGACGAGGCAGGGUGGGGGCGUGGGAAUGGCAAUGGGUACAUUGAACACGAUGCGCGGAUCUGAACUUGCGGAACAAGGUCCUGUGGACAACGGUCUGGGUGUUGGGUUCAGAGGGGCACCGCUUUUGCCGCUGAAUGUACGGUGA
Cladophialophora carrionii CBS 160.54 is the source of this 5223-nucleotide messenger RNA. RefSeq lists its product as uncharacterized. Bases 1 to 5223 code for a protein of 1740 amino acids. Gene Ontology annotation, cellular component: cytosol. Lineage: Eukaryota; Fungi; Ascomycota; Eurotiomycetes; Chaetothyriales; Herpotrichiellaceae. Gene Ontology annotation, molecular function: FMN binding; metal ion binding; NADPH-hemoprotein reductase activity. The record is from RefSeq and is a predicted model, not a curated record. The transcript is spliced from 4 exons.